This is a messenger RNA of Dermacentor silvarum, 1897 nucleotides long. RefSeq names its product E3 SUMO-protein ligase ZBED1. Gene Ontology annotation, molecular function: protein dimerization activity. The record is from RefSeq and is a predicted model, not a curated record. Lineage: Eukaryota; Metazoa; Arthropoda; Arachnida; Ixodida; Ixodidae.
AACGCCCCCAAAUUGCCUGGUUCUGAUGGUUGCCUUAAGAACUCAGUUUGAUGGUACAGGCAGGUGAUUACCACACUUUGAUUCGAGGUAGAUUUAGUAGACUUAGUAUUCAGUGUAAAAUUAUUCAAUGAAAUUUGUGGCUUCUUUUUAUAAUGUUACUGUCAUAAUUAAUGGUGUUGGGAGGAUUUCAUGGAUUCAUAUUUAUUGUUACAGUCUCACACCAACCUUGGAUGUCAGCGAUAUCGAAUAUGUUUCUGCUGCUGACCCGCCUGACGGCAACGAAGCUAUCAGUCCCGCAACUGAACCUGGGAGGUCAGCGGCGCCUAAGCCUCGAAAAGGACGGAAGAGGUGCACUCAAAGACAGGAGGAGAUUGACCAGGCGCUCGCAAAAAUGAUCGCUAUUAACCAAAUGCCUUUGGCAUUCACAACCAGUACCGGAUUUAGGCAUUUUAUGGGUGUCGUGGAGCCAAGUUAUAAGCCACCUUCAGUUGGUAAGCUGAAAAAUCGAAUUAAGCUUCUGCAUAAUCAGUUGAGAGAGGAAAAUAGGGUCUCAAAUCGACUCAGCCACAACUGUGGCGCUCACUUCAGACUGUUGGACGUCGAGGGCGCAGGAUUCAUAUAUUACAGUGACUGCGCACACUCUGGGCAGUGAGCGGAAGUCGCAAGCAUUCACUUUAGCAACGGAGGAGAUGCCAGAGCGCCACACAGGAGAAAACAUCAUGCAGCGAAUGCAGGACGUAAUCUCGGGAUGGAAGUUGGACGGCAAGGUCACGGCUGUAGUCACUGAUAAUGCACCUAAUGGCAUUAACGCUGUGAAUGCGCUAGAAGGUAUUUUAGAGACAAAUGAUGUCACCUGUUCUGCGCACAGUCUCCAUCUGAGCAUCAAAAAAGCCCUGUCUAACAAAGAGAUCGAGGAACUCUGCCAGAAGAGCGGAAGAUUGGUUGCACAUUUCCGGCAUUCGACCAUCGCCAGUGACGAGUUGAGUAGGCGACAGGAUCCGAGCUACUCGGCUUACCCACAGAGCGCCUCACGCAAAGCUGCCCGACAAGAUGGAGCUCGACUUACCAGAUGCUCACAAAGCUCAUCAAGCACCGGUCUGCCAUACAAAGUGUUCUUGCUGAGAACAAUUGUCACAGCAAAAACUGCGCAGAACCUCGAGAUCAGUCAGCAAGAAUGGAACGUAAUCAGUGAACUUUGCGAAGUCCUUGAGCCUCUUCAUCUUGCAACUACCAUUCUCUGCAGCGACACGAUGUCCCCUGUCUCCAUGGUUCGGCCAGUAAUGAAAGCAGUAAUGAAGAAACUAGAGCAUCACAGCACGGAUGACUUUCAAGUCGAUGAUUUCAAAGAAGUGGUUCGGAUGGAGAUAUAUCGGCGAUUCUCCUUGGACUGGGACGCCCAGCAGAGCUCGGUGUCUGCACGCCAGAGGGCAUCUUUCCUCGAUCCGAGGUACAAAUGGCUCCAGUAUGAGGAACCGGAUGCCAGGGAGACAAUCCGUACCAAUGUUAGACAAAUGUUGAACGACUUCACAUCUUCAGUUCAUGAAAGUGGGAUGGGCACUACCCAAACCGAAGCAACUGCACUAGACAUACUGUUUAAUGAACAGCCGCGCGUCAGUGACCUGUCAGCUCAAUUUGACGCACACCUCUCCGAGCCCCAGCUGGGACACAACUUGGAUGCACUUAAAUGGUGGAAGGACAAUGAAUCCAAAUUUCCCCUUGUGGCGGAACUUGUAAAAAAAUACAUGUGCAUCCCAGCCUCAUCCGCAAGUUCGGAGCGGGUAUUUUCAACUGCCGGAAAUAUAAUCACUGCCAAAAGAAGCUGCCUUCUACCGGAAAAUGUAAGCUCCCUCGUGUUCUUGUAUCAAAAUAGGGCGUACAUGGAUGUCUAAAAAAUUAC